Protopolystoma xenopodis is the source of this 744-nucleotide messenger RNA. Lineage: Eukaryota; Metazoa; Platyhelminthes; Monogenea; Polystomatidea; Polystomatidae. The record is from the annotation of a GenBank genome assembly.
GAGCACUGCCACGUGUUGCGUUCACUAAUCUUGAUCUCCGUGGCAAUUACCGGCCUCGUCGGCAGUGUUCGUGUUCACAUGCCCGGAGCUGGGGCUCUGGCUUGCCUAGUUCUGGCGUUUGUUGCCUCUUCUGGCUGGCAAGCCGGCUUCCCCUGGCGACUAUCGUCCGUGGCCCGAGACGAGAUGGCCACCGGAGUGGAGGUUUCUACCAGCGUUGUUCCGGCCAGCAAUAAUAAUGAAGAAGAACUGGAAGAGCAAGUGGAAUCGGCGUCGCUAGAAAAAGACGGUAGGUCCGAUGAAGAAGCGACCAUAUUACCGGCCAACUCAACGAUUUCGUCGUUUGGCGCCGAGAGAGAUGAAGCGGAUGAAGCUGAGACAGGGGUCCAGGAAGCCGCAGCCGACAGUACGCCAGCCGGUGCCUCCAGAGGCAGAAGCAAUUCCAGUCCUGUCGCAGGUCUGGCCGCGGCGUCCAGAACUGCUGCAACAGCUCCAGCUUCGAGAAGGGGCGGCUGGCUGUCCAAUAUAGCCCAGCGACUGGAAACUUGGGCCCAUAUCAGAGCAGGUCGACUGGUCGGGAAGGAUGAGGAAAAAGGUUUGGUACUGCCUCAAGCGUCCAGAGGAUACCGGCGAAAGAGAUCCUCUACCAAAGGCAGAAUAGACGUUCUUGGGCUACAGCCCAGUACUGUCCACUACUCAUGUCAGGGAGAUGCUGACCAAGGGCAAUUGGCUGGCAAAGUAGGUUGA